Pseudomyrmex gracilis is the source of this 4431-nucleotide messenger RNA. RefSeq names its product sex determination protein fruitless. The transcript has 5 exons. The record is from RefSeq and is a predicted model, not a curated record. Bases 1142 to 2308 code for a protein of 388 amino acids. Gene Ontology annotation, cellular component: nucleus. Gene Ontology annotation, biological process: regulation of transcription by RNA polymerase II. NCBI's taxonomy places the organism in Eukaryota, Metazoa, Arthropoda, Insecta, Hymenoptera, Formicidae. Gene Ontology annotation, molecular function: DNA binding; protein binding.
CACACACACACACACGUCGCGAAGUGGAAUUUGGCGCAGCGUCGUUAAUGAAAAUGUGUGUCGAUUUGCGUGUAUGUAGCGUUCACGAGAAAAGGGUUGUGCUACACGUUCGAAGAAAAUGCGCUUUAAGUGCUCUUCGCCCUACAUCGUCGUCCCGCGCGAUUGCUCUGCGAAUUGCGUCGUCGUCAGGAAGAUGCGCGCACGAACUCAUAGACGCGUCCUUUUGUCGACGCGGACGUUCUAUUCCGGUCGCUUCCUCCGGCCGCGUUAUCGCUCGUGUUUGCGUCGCGGACACGAACUUUUAAUUCCCGAUCGAUCCGCUGCGCCCCCGCCGAGGGGGAAUCACGGCUGAAAGAGAGGCGCGCGAGAGGCGCGGGAGACUCUUCAGCGUUUACGACGAUGAAGACACAAAGAGAAAGAAAAAAAAAAAAAAAAAAGAAAGCCAAGAAUCGGGAGAGAGCUUCUAUUUUUCUAUGUUCCGAAAGCGGACGAAGUAUAUGUAUAUUUUUUCACGCCUGUACUUUGCUCAAUAGAAAAUUCCGACCGAGAUCUUUCGAUAAAUUUUGUUACGACUUUGUUGCGCGAUAAAUAUCAAACUAUGACUAGUUUAACUUGAAAGUAUUAAAAAAAAAAAAAAAAAAAAAAAAAUUGAUUAGAGAAAUUGAUGGUGCGCGCCAAGAAAGACCAAGUUCUCAGCGAGACGCCUACCAAUAGAUCAAAGAAAAUAAACAAUAUAUUUAUAGCUACGCAAAACGGGAGUAACAUAUUGAUUACCUACGGUCGGAAAGGUAAUAAUCGGUUCGAAUAUAGAGUUAGCUAGGAUAGAGUCGGCCUAGAGACUUAGGAUUUGCGGGUGCGCGCGCAAUAAACCAAAAAACUACGUUUCGCCGUUGAUUCAUUCGUCGAUGGAAGAGAUCGCGAAAAGGCGCGAGGGCGCGCCUGCUGCGCGUCGAAGAUCUACGCGCUGAAGAUCCAUCACGUGGUCUCAUCCGGAAGAUGAGGCCCGCCCACACACAGCCUCGCGUUGCUGCGGCGCAUCGAUCGCUAAAAUGCACUUCGACGUGCUGCGACGACGAGUCGGACACACUUCCGGCCGUCGACAAAAGGCCAAGGUCGCCUAACGGCGCGUGCAUUCACGGCAAUGCCCCGGCCGCUAUCUCUCUCGCCGGCGAAUAGGACGCAGACAGGGUCAGGAUUGGAGAUAGACAAGAUGGACCAGCAGUACUGUCUACGUUGGAACAACCAUCCAUCCAACCUUACUGAUGUUUUGAGCUCACUGCUUGCAAGAGAAGCACUAUGCGAUGUUACUUUGGCCUGUGUCGGAGACACCUUCAAGGCGCAUCAGACUAUACUCUCGGCUUGCAGUCCUUAUUUCGAGCAUAUUUUCCUACAAAACACCCAUCCUCAUCCAAUCAUAUUCCUAAAGGAUGUCAAUGACGCUGAGAUGCAGGCGCUGCUGCAUUUCAUGUAUAAAGGCGAAGUCAAUGUCAGUCAGCACUUACUCCCGAUGUUCCUCAAAACUGCUGAGGCGCUGCAAAUCAGGGGCCUCACUGAUAAUAACACUGUAAAUCACAAGACACAGGAAAAAAGUCCAUCACCAGAGCCAGAAAUGCAAACUGGAAUCAGGGAUUCGCCUAAUCUCCAAUCACAAUCUGAGAAAAAGAAGCGUAGACGUUCAGGCAGCUAUGAUGUUCCUCUUUCUACUCCAUCUAAUGAAAGAUACUUAUCCCCUCCCCAGACAUCCCCUCAGUGCAGUUAUAAGUCAAGUCCUCCUAUGAUUACGAAACCGAAUAAUGCCAUGGGAGCUGAAAUGGAAGAUGGUGGUCAACCUAUAUCACCUGCAGCUCAACCGCAACCUGUUCUAAAACAGGAGGUGGAUCAUCAUUUGUCCAACUUUCAUGACAAUAUGCCCCUCUUUGCUCAUCCUGUCGGACAGAUGGGCGAAGAGGGAGGGGCGACGGCUGGAGCUCUUGCUGACGGUAUUCAGGCUAUGGAAUCAUCGGACUCUCACCACCCGGAACUACUCGACGGACAUGAUGGUUCAUCGAAUCAAUCCCCCUUCAAUUAUCACAACAUGUUCGCCGUAGCGCUUAACAGCCCGGCGAUGUGGAAAUGCCUCGCCUGCGGAAAGCAGGUGACCAAUCGUUGGCAUCACUUCCACAUACACACCGCGCAGCGCUCGCUGUGCCCGUAUUGCCCGGCCACCUACAGCAGGAUCGACACUCUGCGCUCGCACAUACGCACCAAGCACAGGGAGAUGCUUUUCGAGUCCCCGGCGCCCGUGACACUCGGCAAGAGAUCCUUGUAGAGGAUGGCAAGUGUCUCGCGGAGAAGACUCGCGGAGCAAAUGCGACCGCCGCCACCGCCGCUCCCGUUGCCGUAUCUGCUCUAUGAGCACCUGUUCGCGUCCUGCUUCGGCUACGGGUUGCCCUGGACGCCGGGAUAUCGGGGACCCAUGGGAUGAAGCUGCAAGCGCUUCCGCCGGCACUCCGCCGCGGAGAAGGAGCUCGUUUGUCUCGCCGACGCUCUUCUGAGUUGUCGCUGGAAUAGCCGCGGCGCGUACAAGAUGGAGAUUUUAAAAAUUGUACUAUUAUAGACAAAAAAAAAAAAAACAAACAAAUCGACUCGCGGAAAUCUAUCCCGGCGUCAAAAAAAAAAAAAAAAAAAAAAAAUCUAUCGAGCGUCGGCGAGACGCCACGCCCAUCUCCUCUCGAUCUCGAAGAGGAGUUUCGGUGGAAGCUGGAAGCCGAUCGGCGCGAAAUUCCAUUCUCUUGAAAAUGAAUGGGUGUAACGAUCAUUGUUGCGUCUUCGGACAAGCCGCUGUAGAGGAGAGAGGGGUGAAAGAGAGGAAGAGAGAAAGAGGGGGAGGGAAAGAGGACGAUUCUAUCGGGACACGUAUCGUUCAUCGACGGUCGUGUCGAUUGUGUGUGUUGUCCCGGUACAACCGCCUCUUGUAUAUUCUGUUACAUCGAUAUGUCUCGUGAGGCGAGUGUGUGGAAGGAGCGAGAGACGUCGCGGCCGAUUGAUUCCCUUGUCCUAUUUGUUCCUUUUGCCCGCUGCUGUCGAUCGGGCAGGGAAAUAAAUGGGACAAGCGGAUCUAUCGGCGACACGUUCCAUGCGCUGUGACGAUAUGAUGACGCAUCCGAGUGUCAGAGAAUUUUGCGAGGACAAUCGAUCGAUAGAGUAAAAACAAACAAAAAAGUUAAAAAAAACCAAAAAAAAAAAAAAAAAGAAAAAAAAAGACGGACGGAAUCACUUUCGCGAAAAACACACAGCUGUGGGGUCUCGUUCGGUUCUCUCUCUCAUCGAGGCGGAUCGCGAGAAACGGAACAAGAAUUUUGAAAUACAUUUUAUUGCUCUAAGCGCGUAUUUAAAAAAUAUUAUUACAUUGUGCGAGCGUUGUUUUCUCGCGGGGGUGAACUCGCCCCCUCCUCGAGCGCGCGAAUGUAUUGUAAAGAAAAAGAAAAAAACCGAAGAUUAGUUGACGGUACAGUUACGUACCGAGAUGUCUUUCCGAUAUGUAUUGUACAUUCUUAAAUCUUAGCGGAGAAACAUUUUAUUUUUUAAGAUCGACAUGUAUGUAUAUUGUACACACAUUUAUUUAUUUAUUUUUUAGACACUUAAAACCCGAUUUCUAAUCUUCCGCAGUAUUUUUUACACACACACACACACACACACACACCAUAUUUGAAAAUAAAUUCUUUUAAGUAAAAUCAUUCCUCGACACACACACACACACAUACAAGUUGAGCGCCACGCGUUGUGCCACCGACGGUGCGCAGACAGUUUUAUAUAGGAAACGAGCCAAUUAGCACAAUUAACGAUUAGGGAAUAGGAAGAUGAACGUUUCCUUGGUCACACACGCGGAGAGAUUAAUUACCGAAAUUGUUCUGGCGGUCCGCUUCCGAAGACGUUAACACAACGAAGUAGAAAAAAACGGAUUUCACUGUCUCGGCGAACGAGAAUACCUCGUUCCGAAGGGGCGCGCGAGAUCGACGGUCGCGCGAGAGGAGACGUUUGUCUAUACGCUUUUAAAAAAAUUGCCUUCCGCGCCGAUCGUCGACGAAAAGAUUGGUGGGAUACUUCGGAAACGGUGGCGGAGACUCUUUCUGCGCACGCGCGGCUUUUCUGUUCAUACUUCCUACGUGAAAAAAAAAAAAAGAAAAGAAAAAAGAAACGGUCUAAUUAAGUGCAGUGGAACGCGCUGAAACGCGUGCUGUGAUCUUCAGACACCGAAAAAAAUGCUCUCAAAGAUCGGGCCGUCGUCACCGUCGUCCUCCUCUCUGUGUGUGUUGUUAACCGGGAAAUCGUUUCCCGAGGUGAUAAACGGCCGUCUCGCGAGAGAGACGUUUCGCGCGCGACGUUCUUUGAGAGCGUUUCUUAUUUCGCUACGCGCGAUCAUUAAAUAACGACCAUUUUUCUCACGAUUGA